Molecule: messenger RNA, 1329 nt
Organism: Paracoccidioides lutzii Pb01
Exons: 4
Coding region: 1-1329 (442 amino acids)
Source: RefSeq, a predicted model, not a curated record
AUGCCACCCAGAAGCAACUUCUCACAUACCAUCCUCCGCACAGUCCAUGUCCAUGAAAGCGCAAAAACCUUCACCGUCCCCUUCCCCUUCACAACAACCCACUACCCCCAGCUCCGCCAACACAGAAGCGCCCGCAACUCCUUCUCAUCCCGCCGUAUAAGCAUUCCCCCUCCCUUUCCCGUGAUACCCUCAUGCCCGGAGCCCACGUGUCCCUGCGCGCCCAUGCCUGUGAUGCCUGAGGGACUGGAGAUUGACCAUGCGCAAAAUCUCAAUGGGACUAUGGCGCCGUAUGCACAGCAGCUGCUGGUAUCGACGGGGCGGGUGAAUUGGAGGAGUAGGAUUGAUGAGGACGGGGAGGGGGAGGGGUGGGGGAUGCUGGUGAGGGGGUUGAAAGGGCUUCUAGGGAGGGGAGGGAAGUAUAGUGAUCCCUACAACAACAUCAUGAUUACAAACUCCUCCUUUCAACCCGCACAAAGCCAAACGGACACCGCCCAAGCCUCCGCCCUCCUCUUCCCCUCCUUCCGCUACUUCCCCGCCAUCCCCCUCGACCCCAGCAGCCUAGAAACCUUUACCCGCGCCUACCUCCUCGCCACCUCCCUCCACUCUGCCCACGACGUCCUCCCCGAGCCUCAAAAGACCCUCCUGCGCCGCGACCCGUCCCUCCAACCCUCCUUCACCCCCAACAUGACGCAGAUAUACCACUCACCUACAGUCCUGAUAUGCGGUCACGGCCACCGCGACCAGCGGUGCGGAAUUGUGGGUCCGCUGUUGCAAGCUGAGUUCCGGCGUGUGUUGCGCGCGAAGGGUUUUGUUGUUGCUGUUGGUGGUGGUGGUGAUGGUGGCGCAUGUGGCGAUGGCGAAGGCCAUGGAAGUGGUAGUGGGGAGUUUGUGGAUGCGAUUGGACGGGCGAAUGUGGGGUUGAUAAGUCAUAUUGGCGGGCAUAAGUUUGCGGGGAAUGUCAUUAUCUAUCUACCGCCCUCCGCGACGGUUGAGGGUGGCAGUCAGGAGGAUGGAGGGGUGAUGUCGUUGGCUGGGAAGGGGAUUUGGUAUGGGAGGGUUGAGCCGAGACAUGUUGAGGGGAUUGUGGAGGAGACAGUGUUGCGCGGGAGGGUUAUUUCUGAGCACUUUCGUGGAGGCGUUGGGAAGGAUGGAAGUGCCCUCUUUUUCACCCUCUUUUUCACCGCACCGUCUGGCGAUAUUGAGUCCUCCCAGGACUCGUUUGGACGCUGGGUGCACUAUAUGAAGCCGCAUGAUUCACAUGCCUCUCAUUCAGGGGUAUACGCAAUAUCCAACCUGCAGCUCACUGGGACGCAAGAUAUUGGCGACUAA